This is a messenger RNA of Aedes aegypti (yellow fever mosquito), 4168 nucleotides long. RefSeq lists its product as uncharacterized. Gene Ontology annotation, molecular function: ubiquitin protein ligase activity. Bases 254 to 2563 code for a protein of 769 amino acids. Gene Ontology annotation, cellular component: MSL complex. The record is from RefSeq and is a predicted model, not a curated record. NCBI's taxonomy places the organism in Eukaryota, Metazoa, Arthropoda, Insecta, Diptera, Culicidae. The transcript has 4 exons.
UCGCAAAGCGCUGUCAGCCUGUCACAAGCAUCAGAACACAACAAAAUCUACGUUCUUUUUGUUUGUUGUCGCGGCUAAAAAUCGGGAAAAAUUGUUUCAAAUUGUUGUCUGCAAAUAAUAAUUAUUGUUCGAAAGUGUUUCGCUUGCCUCCAUCGUUUUCGGGUGUGAGGAAUUGUAGGUUUCCUUCUACGGGGAGGAUACUGCCGGGCGAUAGUCGGAUCUGGAUGUUGAUCGGGAACUGCAUCCAGUAGUAAUGAAUCCGGUCAGUUUGUACAUCACAACCUCGCGGCUAGUGUUCCAAAGUGGCUGCGGUUCCGGAGCUGGUCCCGGUGGAGGAACGGAUGCCGGUGGCGGUGGUCCUAAUAAUGUCACCGGAGGAAACAGCAGUAGUAGUGCCUUUGCGGAUCUCAACCGUCUUUUGCCGUACUUGAGGAAGAGUUUGAGCUGUGCCGUUUGCUGCCGGCUUCUUAUGGAACCGCACACCCCGGCGGAACUCAACUGUCAGCAUCACGUCUGCCGGGGAUGCGUCGGCGAGCGGAAGAAGCUGAAGCCGUCCUGUGCGGCCUGCAAGGAUUACAAUCGGUACGUGGAGAACACCCAACUGCGGAUGUUGCUCCAGUGUUACAAAAGCAUUUGCGAGUACAUCAAGACUAAGCCGUUCUUCGGCGAAAUCCGGAAGCAGGCGACCGGAAAUGCUUCAGUAAACGGAAUCUCGGUGGUGACGAUGAUGGGCAGUGGCGGAGCGGCAUCGGGAAACAGCCAGCCAAUUAGUGUGCCGAGCAAUUUGUUCGAACUGAUUGAGGAGGGAGCGCAGUUCCAGGACAACUAUCGGUGUAGUUCCGGGCUGACCAAGUCGGCGUACUCGAUCCUGCCUUGCAUUUAUCCGGCACCACCGGUGACGGUAACCGGGCCUCCGUCCGCGGCGCCCUCAUCAGCGGGAAGCCAGCUACCGAGCCAGCAGGUGACCGCGCCCUCCAGCGGAAUCGGCGCCCAAGUGCAAGCCAAAGUCCACCAAACGACAACGACGAUCGGAGUCCCGACGGGGCCGAUCACCAUUGUCGAAAAACAACAGCAUCAUCAUCAGCAACAGCAGCAGCACCCCCACCAUCCGAAUCCGAACCGGCAGCAAAUUCAUCAGCAACAACCUCAGCACCAGCAGCACAAGGAAAUCAAGUUCCGUUCGGCACCGAUCAAAACCGUUUCCAAUGGAUCGACCAUGUACUCGGUGCUGUACGCGGGGAAUGGCAAUAAGAUCACGAUCAAAAGGAAAAUGGACCCACCGCACAUUCAACGGAAAGCCACCAUCCACACACUGGACAAGGAAGGCCAGAUCAAAUUGGCCAAAACGCUGGCAGACAACUCGGCUGCCAUGAGUGGGUUCAAGAUGCCCCAGACGACCGGACUGGCCACCAGUGGCGGAGGAGGAACCAUGGGAGGACAAGGCAACGUCACCGUAGUUAACGCCACCAAUGCCGGAGCGAUGAGCAAACAGACUGCCAAACAGUUGCUCAAACGGAGAGGGUGUCGGUGUGGAAAUGCCACGGCCACCCCCGGAAAGCUUACGUGCUGCGGCCAGCGAUGUCCCUGCUAUGUCGAUUCCAAGUCUUGCGUCGAUUGUAAGUGCCGAGGCUGUCGGAAUCCUCAUCGGGCUGAUGGCAUGAAGGUUCGUCCGCACAUUCCCGAGCUGCAGAAUCUGGAAAUCAAUCUCCACAAUCCGAACGAGGAGGAAGUCCUCACAACGGCCACCACGACUGUUUUAGCUCCUCAGCAGACGGUAAGCUCGAUGGGCACCAACAGUGGAACUCACAUAAACGUCCUUGGACAGACUUCGCUAGCCAGCACGAGUGUCGGUCAACAGCCGAAUGCCGGCCUGACGGCAGUUAGCACCGGAGCCAAAGGCCUAACGCAGAUCAGCCAUCUGCCCGGGGGCUCAACACUUAAAAUCACACCCACAUCGAUAGCCAACGUGCUGAACAGUACAAAUCAUCAAUUGAUCGGCGGUCCCGAUGGAAUGGAAAUGGUCCCGAGCGGGGGACUCCUGGACUCCAAUGGGUUCAGCUACAUAACGCAGGCCAGCUUGGAUACGGGGACAGGGGUCGGGGUGGCACCUACCGGACCUACCACCACGCAGUACAACGUUUCCAACGGAGGGACAAUUCACGUGGUCGGCAUCUACGCAACGCACCUCGGCGACGUGUCCAACAUGAUCCGGACGGACACCGGUCUGAACAGUCUGCUCACCCACAAACCGCCGGACGCCCUGCUGACGCAAAGCUCGCUGAACCCGUUGACUAUGUCCACCCCCUCCAGUUUGCUUGGGCACGCCCUGUUCAACCCCUCGACGACGGCCACAAUGUCAACGAGUGGCGGCGUGUCCAACAUCAUGAGCAGCAGUGCUGUUGGGGGAGUGCACAAUUCGGCCCACUCCGGACUGGAACUGGCCGGCAUUGGCGUAGGCGAUGGAACCGGAAUCGACAUCGGCGAUCAGUUGGACCUCACUGGAACGAAUCUGAUUACCAUCGACGGUACGCUGGAUGAUCGGUUGCAUGCGGACGAUGUCUAAGAAGCACUGGGCGCGUACCGGUCGGUGGUGUAAGUUGGUAACACGUUUUGCGACUACUACACUGUUUUAGACUUUUAGCCUUGGUUAGUUCAUAAUCGUAUAAUAUUUGUUUUGUUCGAGGAGCAGACCCUCGUUGCAAGCAGGGUCACGACUCUUCCAAUUGCUCCCGUUCAUCCACGAAUAAUGCAUUGAUUAUUGUCCCGUCCCAGGGACACCCCAGCUGAACCUACAAAUGUCAUUUCAUUCACUGUCAUCCACUUGUCCUUCGAAUUAUAGGAAUAUGUAAUGCUUUAUUAGGUUUCGCUCGCUAAUUUGUCGAUAUACUGUAAUAUUAUAAUUCUACGCGUAAAAGAAACACAAAAAAUGGUAGUUUGGUAGGCUUUUUUGUACUAUUACGAUUACUCUCAUACAUGUGUAACAAGCAGCAACAACAGGAAACAAUGAAACAAACGAGCAGUUCUAAGAUAUAGUUAUACCUAAGUAGCAAGCAAACCCAAGUCAAUCGUCGGUCGCCCACCGGAUCCACACCGGUGGGUGGGCAAGCUAAACGACGAAUGCAUUGCCAUCGCACGCAGAUGGCGUCUGUAGUAGUGAGAUGUUCGAUUUUAAGGAAUCCAAAACCCGCCCUUCCCAAGGAAAUUCCUCUUCAUAAACUUUGCCACGCUAUGAUCAAAGGGGGUUGUUAUGUAAAUUCCAUGUAGCUCAGAUUUUCGUUCUAGGGAAAGUUGCUUUUGAUCAUGAGAAACAAGCAAGCAAAUCCAAGUUAGAAUAUUGUAUCGUUUUGCAGUAUUCUAAUAUGGUUUUUUUUUUAGAAAUCGUCAUUUGAAGUUAGUCAUAAUUGCCCCAGGAAACUAAUGUACGAAAAACAAACGCAUUAUUUAUUGAAAUCUAAAACAAUACAUGAUGUGAACAGUUCAUGAUGAUGAUGGUGACAACUCUAGUGCGAUCACAAUAGGCUGGCUUAAUAAAAGUAGUAGGUUAAGAGGAACCAGCCGGCCGGCUCCAGAGGCAUGUUCCCCGCCAUAAUAUGUAUCACAACUAUUAUUCACAAAUGAGUCAGCGCGCUGAAUAUUUGCCAUGUGAUAGUUGAGUCGGCAGUGGCCAGUCAACGCUCUGACCGAUAUUGCAAUUCUGCUUUGACAUAUUUGUUAAAUACUUCGCUUUUUCCUUCAAGGUAGAAUAUUUUGCGGUUUUCAUUAGCCUGUUUCUUACGAUCAAAAGCAACUUCCUAAGAAAAUAAUCUGAGCUACAUAAAAGUGGCAAGAUAACCCCCUUUGAUCAUAGCAUGGCUUCGUUUUCCUAAUUGUUUCUUAUCUAACGAAGCUGCAGUUUAAGUUCCGCCAUCUUUGCGGAUGAACGCAAGUAGUAGGUUCUUUGUUUAACGACUUUUUUUUUCGAGCGAUUGAAUGGAUAGGGUACGGUGAAAGUGGGGGUGUAAAGAUCUAACCGAAAGAAGUGUGCUCCAUUCAAGAAUAACUUCUAUUAACGGAUAACCUACUGAUUUAGCAUCAACUUGUGGACCCUUGGGUUUGAAAGUAUGUUCGUACAGCGUGAGUGAAUGGUAAAUGCAGUAUAUAUUUCAAUAAACUAUUUUUUGUCAAUGUA